Messenger RNA from Saccostrea cuccullata (small rock oyster), 1707 nucleotides. RefSeq names its product sodium-dependent glucose transporter 1-like. The record is from RefSeq and is a predicted model, not a curated record. NCBI's taxonomy places the organism in Eukaryota, Metazoa, Mollusca, Bivalvia, Ostreida, Ostreidae. The coding region runs from base 133 to 1641 and encodes 502 amino acids. The transcript has 3 exons.
UCUUUUAGAUUCAAGGAAAAACGAUUAACAUUAAAUUUACAGUGAUACUUCGUAAACUAAACAGUGAUAUGAAACAAUACAUGUAAACGCUGAAACAGACUGGUCCUUAUUAAAAGUCAUUUUGAAAUCAAUAUGUCUACCGUAAAUGAACCAGGCCAGGGUGAUAUUUUAAUGCAGGAUUUACAAACCAGGGAUCCGUCGAAAUUGACAGAAGAAAUUUCACAUACAUUGGAAGAUGACGGAAGAUGUUGUUAUAAGUUAAAGAAUGGAUUGUUAGACAGAAGUAAAUGUGUAUUUACAGUUACAUACAUCAUCUUCUCUUUUACACUAGGAUUGGCGAAUGGAGUAGCUGCACAUUCGUUUGCAGAUCUUAUACAUAUCGCCGACACAACGGUUAGGAAGGGCUUGCUAUUCUAUACGAUGGAUAUCGUUGGUUACCUGCUUGGGACAUUGCUGAUGGGAUAUCUGUUUGAUAAGCCGUUGUUAGAUAGAAAUCUUCUAAUGUUUCUCGCCAUCGUUGGAUAUUGUGUGAUCGUUGCUAUUAUACCAUGGUGUGGAAUGUAUGAGAUUAUGUUCACCCUAUUCACUGUUAAAGGAGCUUUCCGUGGUGGCUUAUUAACGUGUGGCACCGCUGGAUUGGUAACUACUUGGGGUACUGAUGGUAAUUCCUACCUCUUUGCUUCAGAUUUUACAGUUGCUUUAGGUAGUUCUGUGUCUUCCUCGGUAGUAUCACCUUUUGCCUUGUCACAUGACGUACAAAUUCCUAUUCGAAAUUAUACGGAUACUGUCAAUUGUAUUGACAAUAUCUACGCUACCAUUGAAAAUAACGGGAGUUGUAACAAUGUACACAAGCGUUCUCCAACUGGAACGCAUUCUGGUGAUCGUUCGUCAAUGAUUUAUAUUCCGUUCACAAUAACUACAGGACUUUGUUUUAUGACAUCACUUCCGUUCAUUGUUUUAUGUUGCAUCUCUUUGUCAAACAAAACUAUCAGGGAAUUUCGGAAGGAAAAUGAAGGAAACAAUAGGAAACAAGAUCGACGUCUACAAAUUUGGGGACUUAUAAAUAUAAUUAUUUAUAUAGCAGUAUAUGGAGUUCUGUUUACAUCAUACCAAUUUUUUUUACCAAUAUUUAUCGCGGUACAUAUGAACAGGCGGAUGUUUUCAAGCCUUUUCACCUCCGGAUUCAGAUUGUCUUUCAGUUUCGGAAAUUUUUUUGGAAUAUUUCUCGUAAAAUGCGUUAGUCCGGCAAAAAUGCUCCUCAUAUUUAAUUCCGUGCUUUUGACUGCUUUACUUGGCUUUAUUCUGACGUCACUUUUUGAUGUCAUAUAUGGUGCUUUAGUAUUUACUAUGAUUGUAACUUUUUCCUUAUCAGUGACUUUCCCAGUCCUUAUUAUGUGGAUAAAUCAGAAUUUUUUCCGGGUCAAUGGAAAAGUAAUCUCCGUGUUUUUGUUUACAGAAAUGGUAUCUGUCUUCGCGACUUCAUUCAUCGCUUUCGAUUCUCAUUGGUUUAUUUAUCUGUUGUGUGGUAAAGCAGUGUUCUUAUUUCUCCUUUAUCUCACAGGUGUGUACAUAUCAAGAAAGACUGCGUCAAGACAGUCUAUCAUACAAGAUGAAGAUCUUACCUCACCAGUAUGGGGUUAAUGUGGCUUUCUGUAUGUUUUUUUUCUUGUGAAUUCGAAAAUUAACAUUCUGAACGGUAAAAAAAAC